Molecule: messenger RNA, 2203 nt
Organism: Oenanthe melanoleuca
Lineage: Eukaryota; Metazoa; Chordata; Aves; Passeriformes; Muscicapidae
Gene: ZFYVE21
Product: zinc finger FYVE-type containing 21
Exons: 8
Coding region: 1-1491 (496 amino acids)
Molecular function (GO): metal ion binding
Source: RefSeq, a predicted model, not a curated record
AUGGCGCACUCUCCGCUCACAGGAAGCCGCUCCACGGAUGAGGCACAGGGGAGAGCGAAACACCGGGAGCGGGUCACGGUGCAGCCAGGGGCGUCCCACGGGCCCGAGGAGCGAGGGGCGGACGCACGGACGGACACAGGGACACGCGGACACAUGGGCGGGCGGACACACGGACACGCAGACCCACGGGCGGACACACGGGCGGCCGGAGCGCGGCGCCGCCACAGGGCCCUCACCCCGUCACGAAUCGCCCGCCGCCGCCGCAGCCAAUCAGCGCGCAGCUUGCCCGCGGCAGGCCAAUCAGAGCUCCCCUCAGAGACGGCCCGGCGGAACAGCCAAUGGCAGCGCGCCCUCGUUCCCCUCCCGCUGGGCCGGCCGGAGGCGGCGGGGCCGGGCUGGGUCACAGGUCCGGGCGGGCGCUGCGGCAGCGGCAGCGGGCUCUGCGGAGCCGCCCCUCUGUGGAGCCGCCCCUCGUGGCAGCGGGGCCCGCGGCUCGGAGUGGCGCUUCCUGGAACUCGGGGUCGCGGCUGUGGCGCCCGCGCCCUUCGCUUCCGGGGUGCGGGGCGCGAAGGAGGCGGGAAUAGCGCCCCAGGGGACACGGGAUUGGCUGGCAGCCCUCCCGCGGGUGGGCGGGGCUGGCAGAUCGCUUCUUCUCAUUGGCUGUGUGCCGUGCCCGUCGCGCAGCGCCGCGCGGCCAUUGGGCGGCGGCCGUGGCCGUGGCGCGGCGGCGGCGGCGCGCGGGGGAAGAUGUCGGGCGGCGACGCGAAGAAGCUGGUGCGCUCCCCCAGCGGGCUGCGCAUGGUGCCCGAGCACCGCGCCGCCCGCAGCCCCUUCGGCCUGGACGAGCCGCCCUGGGUGCCCGACAAGGAGUGCCCAAGAUGUAUGCAGUGUGAUACAAAAUUUGACUUCAUAACUAGAAAGCAUCACUGCCGAAGGUGUGGGAGGUGUUUCUGUGACAAGUGCUGCAGUAAAAAAGUGCCUCUGCCUCGCAUGUGCUUCGUGGACCCCGUGCGCCAGUGCGCCGAGUGUGCCCUGGUCUCGCAGAAGGAGACCGAGUUCUACGAUAAACAGCUCAAAGUGCUCAUGAAUGGUGCUACAUUCUUUGUAACUCUGGGAACAUCUGAUAAAUCUGAGCUCAUGGUUUGUCGGCUUUCCAAUAACCAGAGAUACCUGGUUUUGGAUGGAGACAGCCAUUAUGAAAUUGAAAUUAUACAGAUUUCAACUGUUCAGAUACUUACAGAGGGAUUUACUCCUGGAGAAAAAGAUAUUCACACUUACACCAGCCUUCUGGAGAGCCAGCCUGUUACUGAAGGUGGCAACACUCGUGCUGUAGGAAUGAUCCUGCAGUACAAGGUACCAGGGUCGGAGGAGGUGAUGCAGAUGAAGUUUACUGCCGGUGAAGACUUCAGCUGUAACAAGAAGCUGUCAGCAGCCUGGCUGGCAGCUAUGCAUAAGGCAACAAAACUUCUCUAUGAGUCUCGGGACCAGUGAGAACUGCAGAUGUGGCCUCCUGAGGGCACACACAGACACCAGCCUCCACAGACCUGUCUCUCACUUUUUAUGCUGAUUUGACAGCUGGCAAUAUUUGCUGUUCUUGACUUUCUCUCAUUCCAGUGUGGUUCAUUAUGUAAGAACUGGCAAAUUCAAUGUGAGUAUUUUUUUGAACCAUGAGUAUUCACGGUAGUGUGCAAUAUGUAUACAGUUAAUGCUUUAAACAGCCUCACCUUUUAAGACUUUGUAUAUUUUGUUAAGCCUUUACUGGCACUUAAUAUGAAAGUGACCUGCACUACAGCUAAUGUACAGCACAACUUUUAUAGUAACCAUUAUAUAUACUGUUUGCUACAGGAAGCAAACAAAUGUGUAUGUCUCUUCUGCAGAGAAUAGCUUUUGGGUAUAGAUCUCAGGUUUUUCCCUCUAUCCAAAUGUUUAAAAUCAAUGUAAAAAAAUAAAUCUGCUUUAGAUAUGAUUUUAUAGAAAUCACAUGGAUUUUUUUAAACAUUUAAAUAUUUCACCAAAUACCACCAAAUUUGACUUACAUGAACUUGACCUUGAAACUUCUGUAAUAAGCUUCCAGAAUAAUUUUUAGUUUUGUAUUUUCUUUUUUGGUAACUAGCUUUUGUUAUUCUAACUGUAAUGCUAUCUGAAAUUGUAUACAAUUUAAUGUACAAACAUGAAUAAAUUAAUUCACUUAUUUAAAAAAAAA